Messenger RNA from Trichosurus vulpecula (common brushtail), 4828 nucleotides. RefSeq names its product transforming growth factor beta 3 (gene TGFB3). The transcript is spliced from 8 exons. NCBI's taxonomy places the organism in Eukaryota, Metazoa, Chordata, Mammalia, Diprotodontia, Phalangeridae. Gene Ontology annotation, biological process: BMP signaling pathway; regulation of cell population proliferation; transforming growth factor beta receptor signaling pathway. Gene Ontology annotation, cellular component: extracellular region. Gene Ontology annotation, molecular function: type II transforming growth factor beta receptor binding; growth factor activity; cytokine activity. Bases 955 to 2193 code for a protein of 412 amino acids. The record is from RefSeq and is a predicted model, not a curated record.
AGAGAUCACAAGCAGGAGGGGCAUAGAAGCGAGCAAAAAGCAAGAGUGAAGCAGUGAAAGAAGCAAUGACCAAGGGAGAAGAGAAGCUAAGGUCCUGGUGACCCUGGGCGUCCAAGUGGAUUAUUGGGGCAAAACUGGAGGGGAGGCAGCAACCAGGUGCCUAGUCCUUCUCAUUACACGUAAUCCCAAAUCAGCAUCCAAUGAAGACGAGAGGCAGCGGGUGACAAAAAUAAUUUCAAAAGCCCUCGAGGAAAUGUAAACCAAGGGGAAAGUAUGAAUGGUGUGUCUGAAAGACAAGUGUGCCCAGCGCUUCCCUCUGUCCCUAGCAGGGGACGGUGGCCCGGCCCAGCCCAGCCCUGUCACCGGCCACCUACCUACUGGUGAUCCGAUUUUUUUCCUUCUCUUCCUUCUUAUUUUGGGCUGUCCAAGGAUACUGAAUUUGGAAACUAAACAUUGUUCUCUUGGCCUCUCUUCAAAACACCAACUUUGUCCCUCGUUGUCAGAGUAAUAUUUUGUGAUCUUAGAUAUCAGUUCUAUUUAUUGUUUUUUUCUACUUAAGGAAAACGUCAACAUAAUCCCCAUUCCCCGCUCCAAACCUCCCCGCCAGCACCCCAAGCCUUCCUUACUCCCCUCGCUACCCCUACUUGGUGCUCUUCACCUGAUUUGCCUGGAAUCCCAGCCCAGCGGAACCUGUUUAGACACAUGGAGAAGGAUCCCAACUUCGCAAGGCACAGAGCCUGCUUCUUCUUCCUAAGCUUUGCCAACGCUUCCUGGAAGUCCUGAAUCUCUUGCAGUGCAGUGAGUUCAUGCACCUUCUUGCCAAGCCUCAGUCUUCGGGAUCUGGGGAGGCUGCAUCGAAAGCUCUGCCUGGUUUUCCUAACUCCUUUUGCAAGGCUCCUGGUCUCCUUUGCCAGGUCCAGCUGCUCCCCUGGUCCCCUUUCCCCUGUUUCGCACAUGAAGAUGCACUUGCAAAGGGCUCUGGUGGUCCUUUCGCUGCUGAACUUUGCCACAGUCAGUCUCUCUCUCUCUACUUGUACCACCUUGGACUUUGGUCACAUCAAGAAAAAGAGAGUGGAAGCCAUCAGGGGACAGAUCUUGAGCAAGCUGCGGCUCACCAGCCCCCCUGAAGCAUCAACGUUGGCCCAUGUGCCCUACCACAUCCUAGCCCUCUAUAACAGCACCCGGGAGAUGCUGGAGGAGAUGCAGGAGGAGAAAGAGGAAAGCUGCACCCAGGAAAACACUGAGUCGGAAUACUAUGCCAAAGAAAUCCAUAAGUUCGACAUGAUCCAGGGUCUUGCAGAGCACAAUGAGCUGAGUGUGUGUCCCAAAGGGAUUACCUCCAAGGUUUUCCGCUUCAAUGUAUCCUCGGUGGAGAAAAAUGGAACCAACUUAUUCCGAGCUGAAUUCCGAGUCUUGAGGGUGCCCAACCUCAGCUCCAAACGGACUGAGCAGAGAAUCGAGCUCUUUCAGAUCCUGCGGCCUGAUGAGCACAUCGCCAAGCAGCGCUACAUCAGUGGCAAGAACCUGCCCACCCGAGGCACAGCCGAAUGGCUGUCUUUUGAUGUCACUGACACAGUUCGGGAAUGGCUUCUGCACAGAGAGUCCAACCUGGGACUAGAAAUCAGCAUUCAUUGUCCAUGUCAUACCUUCCAACCUAAUGGAGACAUCUUGGAGAACAUUCACGAGGUGAUGGAGAUCAAAUUCAAAGGUGUUGACAGUGAGGAAGAUUAUGGGCGUGGAGACCUUGGGAGACUGAAGAAGCAGAAGGAUCACCACAAUCCUCAUUUGAUUUUGAUGAUGAUCCCUCCACAUCGCCUUGACAGUCCAGGCCAGGGAGGCCAAAGGAAGAAACGGGCUCUUGAUACCAACUACUGCUUCAGGAAUUUGGAGGAGAACUGUUGCGUGCGUCCUCUCUACAUCGACUUCCGACAAGAUCUAGGCUGGAAGUGGGUCCAUGAACCUAAGGGCUACUAUGCCAACUUCUGCUCAGGUCCUUGCCCAUACCUCCGAAGUGCAGACACAACUCAUAGUACGGUGCUGGGACUGUAUAAUACGCUGAACCCUGAAGCGUCUGCUUCACCUUGUUGUGUGCCCCAAGACCUGGAGCCUCUGACCAUUCUGUAUUACGUUGGGAGGACCCCCAAAGUGGAGCAGCUAUCCAACAUGGUGGUGAAGUCCUGUAAGUGCAGCUGAAAUGCUGCCAGCCCUACCUGCGACCAAGAGAGAGGGAGAGAGAGAGAGAGAAAAAAAAUAAAACCCAACACAACUGCUAAUGUGGAACUGCUCCUAGGGAAACACAAGAAGAACAGACUUCACCUAGAGACUGGGAGACCACAACCUUCAGCCCUGGACCCAUUGCUGAGACUGAGGCUCCCUUUUGGAACAUUUUCUCUUUCUCGCUAGCUCUGACAAUGACUGUGGUGAAAAAAAAAGUGUGGGUUUGGUUAGGGGAAAACCAGUGUCUCCAAAAUACUUGGAUUCUUCUGUGAUGCUCUUUGUGGAUGGUAGGGAAAGAGGAAUUUAGCAAAUCAAGGAGUUUUGCUAUGUUAUAAUCGAGGGGUAAUGUGGGGAAAGGGGGAGAAAGUGUAGAAAAUGUCCGAGGGGGAACGACACUUUUGACCUGAGUUUAGGUUGGCUCAUCGCUGCUGCCUGUUUGUCCUUGGGAAUCUCGAUUUCAUUUUCUUGAAGCCACACAAGGCAAGCCUUUUCUUUCAUAUAGAUCACCAAGAAGGGAGAAUCCCCAGAACUGUGCCCUUACUGCCUGGGAGCAGGGACAGAGUUGCUACUUUUGCAAACUGUUUCUUCCACAUACAACAUCACUUUGCAUCCCUGGGCCAGCAGAGGGAUAUAACACAACUAAGAAUCCUUGGGCAAACAGUUGAGCCCGGUGGGUGUGUUGAGCUCAGGAAUGGAGCGGGCUGGCUGACUGCAUCAUAACUAAGAACUAAUCCUCUCUGUCUGCCCUUUGGGCAAUUCCUCUCACUCUCUUCUUCAAUCCACACCCCCCCCCCCUUGAAGUUUUUACUAGACACCUUCCAGGUCAGGAUGCUCAUAUAGACUUCAGAUCCAUGCAGCCAAGGGGUGCCACAGGCUCCCUACCCUAGCUCCCAAAGACCUUGUGUUCAUUGGCUGAUCCUGGAAGCAGGUACUGUGGCACAUGAGGUAUUUGGGGGAAAUCUCAUGUGUCUCUUAUGCAUUGAUUAACCUGGCCCCUGACUCACAUGGGCUGUGGUUUUUAAACAUGAACACACACACAAUAUUACUCUCAAAACUUUUGUAUAAAUAAAUAUUUUGGGGGGAACUUGAAUCAUUUCAUCUUCUAGGAAAUAGCUCAUGGAACACUAAAAACUUUGUUCCUAGGUAUAAUCUUUAUGUAAUAGAGACCCUCUUAUCCCCAUUCCCACCUCUACCACUCAAAGUAAACUGGAACCUGGAACAGAGGAUCUUAAAACUCUAAUAACAUUGCUUUAGCAUGAAUGCACUGGGGUCAUACAGCCUCUGAAAUAGGCAUUCUAUAUUGUAAUGCCUUCUCCCACGAUGGUGCUCCGAGGUAUAUACACUCUUACUACUAAUGAGGAAUUCUAUCAGAUAUAGAGAAUGCCAGUUGGUCAGACUACAUUAAACAGAUAGAAAUCUAUCCCCUAAUAGGGAAAGAUAGAUACAAACAUAUGCACCUAUAUACGAACACUUGCAUAUAAGGAUAUGCUUCAAUGUAUUCAGUCACUAUUCCAACAUUUCUGCAAAGUCACCUGAAGAUCAAUUCAAAUGUCUAUGACAGAUGGCCUAAGAAUGCAGUUCUUGUGGUAUCCUGAGCACAGACUGGAAAUUACUAACCAGGAAUACCUUAAAAAAAAAAAAAAACAAAGGUGCCUAUUGACAGUGUUUCUAGAGCUAGAGACAAAGGAAUGCUCAUUGCUUUAAAUAUCUAAGAUGAAGGUCUCUGGACUCCAGAGAAGUUCAGAAUCCUAUUUUGGCAUUGACUCUCAAAUGCCUGGGUGUCAUCAAAGCAGGAAUGAGGCAGCCUUUGUCUCAUCCUUGCAGCACAGAGAUCACCUUACCUAGCGGUAAAGCAAAAACAUAAACAUUUAUAAAUUCUCUUUUAAUAGAAGACAUAAAGAGUUCAGGGUUUGGAUGUUUGUUUUUUGAAUGGGUUGUGUUUUGUUUGGUUUGGUUUUUGAUGACCCCUUCCGGGGGUUCUCGUAUGCUGAGUUGCCAUGGAAAUCUUUAGUUGCUAUCCUCAUAUUUCUGCUUUGGCCAUGACCAGACUGCACAAGGUAUCCUCAACUUGAUGCCAUACCAAGGAACAUCAGGUGACUGCAUUUCACUUAGUACCUUAAAUCUCCAACAUCUCAACCUGCCUUCCUAACAACAGGUGGUCAUUUAUCUCCUUUUAUGAAGGAGACACAGAGGGGACAGGGAGGUGGCUUGUCCAAGAUGAGGCCAAACUAACUUUGUGGACCUGAGAACUGAAAGCUGGUUCUCUCGGAUGACCAGUUUGGGUCUCUACCCACUACCUCUCAUUCCCGUUGGUCUUGAGACUAUAGUCAGAGAUCAGUAAGAGGUAAGAAAAAGUGAGGGUCUUCUUGCCAUUCAGUUGUCCCCCCUUCAAAUGUCCUCUCCCCUAGGAAGCCUUCCCUUUACUUACUCCAGCCAGCCUUGCUCCACAGGAACACUGAAAUAGCUGACUGUGGGUCAUCUCCUGUAUGGAGAGGAGAGACUUCGUAUGAAACCAUGUAGCUAGUUGUACUUCUUGUGAUACCGCAAAGAAAACAGACAACGGUGUGAUUCCAAAGAUAAUUUUUAUGGAAGAAGUCUUCUCUUGCCUUAA